Theileria parva strain Muguga is the source of this 3037-nucleotide messenger RNA. RefSeq names its product Ankyrin repeats (3 copies) family protein (gene ANK2). The coding region runs from base 257 to 3022 and encodes 921 amino acids. The record is from RefSeq and is a predicted model, not a curated record. Gene Ontology annotation, molecular function: protein binding. The transcript has a single exon. NCBI's taxonomy places the organism in Eukaryota, Apicomplexa, Aconoidasida, Piroplasmida, Theileriidae.
UUUAAAGUACGGGUCAUUUCAUUUAAUAUUUUAAUCAAAUAAUUGUUUUAUUUGAAGCCCCUUUGUUAUAAUAACAUACAAUAAAUCUUUGUUCCAUUCAUUAAUAAUGAAAUCCAAAUUCUCAAAAAGGUUAUUUAAAACCUGAAGUGUAUUUUAUUUUUUAAAGCAAUGUUAAAAUUUAAAUCAGUGAAUUUUUGUAACAGUUUAAUCGCAUUGUUAGCACCUGGGACCGCUUUUGGAUAUAAAUAAUAUAGUCAUGACAACAAAAAGUGAUAAUUGUAAUCAUUUGUCAACAGAGAAUGAUAAUUCAUCUAAAGAUGACAGUAAUUCAAACAGUAAUGAAUCUGAUGAACCUCCAAUGAGCCUUGAGUCUCGGACCGGCGAUAGUAUGUUAGAAGAACAUCCAGGGGAAUCAGAAAAAUCAAAAAUGUACACAAAUAAUGUCCAUAGUGCAGAUAAAACGAAUUAUAGAAAUGAAGAAAAUCAUAAAAACACUGCUAAUUUUUUGAAAAACCAAGUAAACCUCCAUAAAUUACACUCGUUAGAUAAUCUGAGAAACAUAAAACCGGAAAUGUUGGAUCAAAUAACAUCUAAACACUUUCAAAACACUGGAGAUUCUCAUUUUAAAUUAGGCUCGGCGAAUAGGAGUCCAUCGAAGCUGGGAUUGAACGGUUCUGCGUCAAAAGACUUUACGGCUCUGUCAAGUGGAUACCCUAGCUUUGACAAGGAUAUCAGUUUAAGUAGAUCAACGAUAAAUUCACCGUAUUUUUACGAAGUAAAUUUGUCGAAGAGGAAGCCUAACCUGAGUUCAGCAUCCUUUUAUGAUUUAAAUCUGGCAUACCAAAUGGAAUCUGAGAAGAAAAAAGGCGAAACGCACUUUAACAGAAAUGUUAGUUUCAUAAACCUGAGAAUACUGUCUGAUAGCAACGAUGUCUGGAAGCAUAUAGUUAAGAGAGUGGAACCAUUUCUGGAUGUGUACUCAAUACUGAUGUUAAGGCAGACCUGUAAGACUUUGUACUACCAUAAGUAUAAACUGAGAUCACACUCGACGUUAUCAUUUAGAGGCUUCGGAGGAUUUGAUUCCAAGUCUAUAUUUAACACAAUUGUUCCAUUAAUACACCAUGUGCUGGAUUUGCCAGAAAACUGUAAACUGAGGUUUGACUUCACGGGGUGCAUACUACUGAAGGACAUCGCAACUGUCUACCUACUUAAAAGUAACAUGAUAAGCACAACGUUUGAGAUGAGGCAGUACGCUAAAAACAUAAAGGAGUUGAUAUUUGAUUUCUGUAACCAGAUAACUGACAAGAGUCUUGAAGUUCUACUAACAACAAAGCUGCCAAACCUGGAAAGACUCAGCUUAACGUGCUGUAGAAAUGAACAUUUUACAGGAAAUCCAUUCGUACGGCAUCUCUCAAGUACAAACUGGCCCAAAUUUAACAAAUUUAGAUGUUCAUUCUCGAAUAUAUUGUUAGAGCCCAUACAAUCGGUAGCAGAUUUUAUAAGACCUCGAACACCAAAUGAGGAAACAGAUCCUACAUUAAAUCUUGAGUUGACGCCAAACCAGCUUAAUUACAAAGGGUCAUACGUAGAUUUAGCAAGUCUGCUCCAACAAGAUAAGCUAAAUGAGCCAAAGUACGAAGAAAGUGAAAUUGAGUUUGAAAUAUACGGAUCUCUGGCAAGUAGAAAGCUGUUGGAUAAGUUAGGGUUUGGGAUAUACUUUACUGCAUUUACAAACGCACUCAAGACGAACAACUAUAACAUGUGCUCAAAACUAACCAAGAAGCUACAGCACCAACUGCUGUCCUUGAGUAACCAGCCAAACAUGAAGACUAACAACUGCCUAUAUUCAGUUAGGAACAGGGGAAGUGAACUUCUGGUCAACUGCCCAAUCACAGUCACAGAUCGCUCGAACAAUAAUUUAGGUAUUUGGACCUUGCCAAUAAUACUAGUGAUACAGCAACAGAAUAUGGAUUUGUUUUUGUUGCUGAUAAAGAGAGGAGCAAGGCUUAAUGUUUGGGACAGCAUGAACAAGUCGCCGUUACUAAUAGCGUGUGAGCUGUCGUUAAAUAACUUUGUUGAGAAAGUUCUUAAGUUCAGAUUACCACCAAUACCCUACGAUAACAUCAAUAACAUACCACUGAUAGUGGCAAUAACGAACUCAAAUGUAGAGGUGGUUAAAAUGCUCCUACAAGAAAACUUUGAAAUAAAUUACAAGUGUCCGAGUAUCAUGAACUACAAGUCGCCCUUGUAUGUGGCGUGUGAGCACUAUAACCGUGAAAUCAUAGAGCUGUUGUUGGAAUAUGGAGCAGAUCCGAACUGGAAGUAUAGGCACAGGUCAACACCGACGUUAUUAGGAUACCAGCAGGACUCGAAAAUACUAGAGACAUUCAUUGAAUAUGGAGCAGGGAAAUCAAGUGACAAGAGGUGGGUUCUGGUCCAGGUACUGGCAUGUGCUAUAGUCAAGAAUGAUAGUGAAACCAUUGAAAUGUUGGUGAGUAGAUUCCCAGACUUAGUUGAGAGAGAACAUGAAAUAUGGUCAAAGCCAUUAAUAGCAUUAUCUAAACUCAAUAAGAUCCAACUGGUUGAAAUGUUACUUAAAAGAGGUGCGAAUGUGAAUACAUUUGACUCGUUUGGAACAACAGCACUCCACGCAGCGUGUGAGGAGUCGAACCUUGACGUGAUAACGCUGUUGCUAGAGAAAUCAGCAAACCCCGAUGCACAAGAUGUGUUUGGAAGAACGCCACUCCACUUGGCAGUAAUGGAAAACAAGCCUCUAGUGGUAAAUCUUCUACUAGAUUAUGGAGCUAGUCUGAAUAUAAAGGAGUACUCUUAUGGAGAAACGCCAGUAAUGACCGCCAUCAGAACAAGAAACGAGAAUAUAGUGCUGACAUUUCUGAAAUCAGGAACCGCAGAUUACACAAUCGAGGAUUUAAACCACAAGAACCUUUUAUAUUACCUAAAUUACUAUAAAAUGGGUAAAUUAGACGUGUUUUUAUCACCUCAGGAACAAAAUGGCACAUAAUGUUUUAAUCAAACA